This is a messenger RNA of Mesocricetus auratus (golden hamster), 920 nucleotides long. RefSeq names its product chromosome unknown C3orf22 homolog (gene CUNH3orf22). NCBI's taxonomy places the organism in Eukaryota, Metazoa, Chordata, Mammalia, Rodentia, Cricetidae. The transcript is spliced from 4 exons. The coding region runs from base 367 to 762 and encodes 131 amino acids. The record is from RefSeq and is a predicted model, not a curated record.
GGCCCUGUUGGCCCUACAUCAUGGGGUAAUGGCUCCCUGGGUGUCCUGACACCCAGAACCAUGGCCAUUGUCAACCCCUGGGGUGUCACUUAAGCCUGUGCACCAAUGUGAAGCUCUGCUGGUUUGCUUGCUCCCAGAAUACCCUGGACCUGGGCUUCCCAUCUGACCAAGGCUUCUGAGUGUGGCAGUAGAGUCCAGCUGUGGGACCACAACAGUGCUCCUGCUUGCAACUUCCUGGGCAGGAGCAGUUUGGGGGCUUUGUGAUCCAAGCCCUAAUCCUGUCAACUGAAGAUUUAAGCUAGGCUGUCUUGUGUCCUCUUGUUUUCUAGCCAUGGCUGAGAAGGACAUAGCCUGACUCGCUCUGUGAUGGAAUCAAGAGGCCCCAAGAAGCCUCGCCGACAUAAGAAACGCAAAAUCAAGACCCUGGAGAGACUUCUUAAGAAGUUUCCUUACAGGUUAGGUUGGUUGACAGAGCCUGACCAAGAACCCCUACAGUCCUGGAAGACCAAGAGCAACUCAGUGAAGGAUCAGCUGCCCUUACAGAAGAAGCUGGUGCCAACCCGGUCUAUUCCGCCCCCAGGGGUCGGAACUUCGGACUUUACAUCACAGCCUCCACGUCCCCCACUGUGUAACCACUGGGAACUUAAAUUACUGAACCACCGUUUCCCUAGACGAGACCUUGACAAGCUGCCUUCUCCAAAGGCCAGUGCUGACAAGCCCUACACCAGCGAGGCUUCCGGGCCGUCUGAGAGUGUUGUCUAGAACAUCCACUCUUCAUGGCCCCUUUCUCGGCCACCGUCUCUCUGCUCCAGGCAGCUGCCACAGAAACAUUUGUAAAGGGGAGCAGCCUCCUCAGCCACCUAAAGCCCCCACAUCCCAAGACCAUACAGCAGCAAUAAACUUUGCAGGUUCAAAUCCCA